AUGUAUCUACUGAAGUUUAUAGUGUUGUUAAUGGCAUAUUUGGAUGUUUUUAUUGGCGUUGAAGUGGAAGCAAUUCAUGAGUACAUGAACGAACCUGAAUUGGCUUUUUAUUUUCAAACAAGUGAUGCAUCGGCAGUACCAGAUUAUGAGCUGGUUUACAUGCCUCUAGUGGUUCCCGUUCGAGAAGCUAUUGGAGAGUUUGAACAACCAGAGGAGAUCGACUACAGCUUUUCCGCUUUCAAAAGAUCAAUUGACUUAAAAUUGAGAAAAAAUGAAAAUUUGAUGACACCUGCAUUUACCACAUACAUACAUCGAGGCGAAGAUGAACUAAUUUACCCUAGAAAACCAGAAAAUUGCCAUUAUAUUCACAAUAAUAAUGGAUUUGUAGCCGCCAUCAGUAUUUGUGAACCCAAAUCUUUGCAUGGCUUGAUCUUCCUGGACAAUACAACUUUGGAAAUUCGUCCGCUAAACGAUAGACUUCAGAACAUCUUAAGACAAAGGGAAGCACUUGUAGGGGAAAUGCUUGAAAGUUUAGAAGAAACAAUUCCACAUAUUGUUAAAAGAGCAUCAUUUCAAUCAGAGUUCUUAAAUGAUGUUUUCCCAAUUGCCGGCAAUGUAUUUUAUGAAAAUGAACAAAUCUACGACAUCAACAAAGAAAGCUUGUCCACAUUUAACAAAGGAAAACGCGAUUUUUUCCAUUUCCAAACCGAAGCAGCCAGAGGAAAACCUGUUGGAGGAUUACAACUUGAGCUGGCGUUGUUCUUUGAUGAGGCAGCUUACAAAAUAUUUGCCCCUUAUUUGAAUUAUGACGAUAAAAAACUACAAGACUUACUCCUGGCUUAUAUCAAUGGAGUACAAGCACUAUAUCGUCAUCCAAGUUUAGGAACUACUUUAGAGUUAGUGCUCGUUCGAAUGGAUAUAAUGAAAAAACAACCUCCAAAAAUGCCCCAUUAUCAAGGAGAGCGAUCUAAAUUGCUAGACUCAUUUUGUGCUUAUCAAGAAAAGUUAAAUCCAGCUGGUGAUGAUAAUCCAGGACAUUGGGAUAUGGGUCUUUAUGUAUCCGGUUUGGACUUUUAUCACAUUGAAAAAGGGAGGAAGAGCGGUGUGACUAUGGGUCUCGCCACCGUUGGAGGUGUAUGCUUGGACAAAUAUGCUUGUGUUAUAGCUGAACUUGGAACAACCAAUGUCUUUGGCAAGCCUUAUCCAAGUGCCGGAUUUACUAGUGUUUACAUUCUUGCUCAUGAAAUUGGUCAUAACCUCGGCAUGCACCAUGACAGCAGCGGCAAUCAUUGUCCAAAAGAUGGUUAUAUAAUGUCGCCUUCAAGAGGUACCAAUGGAGAAACAGUGUGGUCCACUUGUAGUGCUGACGUGAUGGCUAAACUCAGCUGGGCUAAUUGUUUAACCGAUUGGGGCACUGCUGGUAAAGGUCUGGACCAUUCGAAGUUCUCCGACGCGCCAGGACGUUUAUACACAGCUAAGAAACAAUGUGAAAUCUUAUUAAGAGACAAGGAUGCUAUAGUUUCUCCCAACCAACAACUCUCCACUAUAUGCUAUAAUUUGCAAUGUAAAACACCUCACAGAAGUGGAUAUUACUUUGCUGGUCCAGCCUUGGAUGGAACUCAGUGCGGAAAUAAAAAAUCAUGCUAUGGUGGCGAAUGUGUCAUUAGAGAACCCGUUAAUCCUGUUAAAAUAAUCCCAGGAGGUUGGAGUCCGUGGAAAGAUGGAACUUGUAACUCUGGCUGCAUUGAAAAAUCUAGGGGAUUUCAAAUGAAACGCAGAUAUUGCAAUAAUCCAACCCCAGUCAAUACCGACGAAGGCUGUGAAGGAUCCAGUGUAGAGUUUGGUCUGUGCAACGACGAUAAAAUGUGUCCAUCCAGAAGUACUAUUGUAGAGUAUGCCUCUGACAAAUGCAAGGAAUUUUCUAAAUUGCUCCCGGAGCUGGAUAAGAAGGGAGCUGGACUGCAAGCACCACAUGAAGAAGCUCGUGUUUGGAUGGGAUGUGCAAUAUUUUGCAGAAGGGCUGAUUCUGGGACUUUUUACACUCCCAGGAUUGAACUCAAUGAUUUGGGCGUAUCCCCAUAUUUCCCUGAUGGAACUUGGUGUCAUAAAGCUGGUAGCGUUAAUUAUUAUUGUCUUCACCAUCACUGCUUACCUGAGAAUUUCCAAUUCACCAAAUCCUCUUCAGUUAUGAAAGGAAUUGGUGAAGAUAUUCCAAUAUCCCAAAAUGCCCAUCCUCAUUCAAUGAUCUCUCCCGAAAUUAAAUCCUAUUUAUCACUUGGAGCUGAUGGAAAACCCCUUCAGAAGACCUUAAGUCCCACAGAUGUGAAACAACCAACUGACGACAUGUGGGAAACUAACGAUUACAUUGAAGUCCCUGAGUUACAAGACAGAUACAGGCUAAGAAGUAUGGAAGAAAAUUUGAUACGAUGAUGAAAUAUUUAAGGGCUAUGUUGUAAUGUUUUAAUAAAUUGAGCGAA
Messenger RNA from Aethina tumida (small hive beetle), 2477 nucleotides. RefSeq names its product A disintegrin and metalloproteinase with thrombospondin motifs adt-1-like. The coding region runs from base 1 to 2430 and encodes 809 amino acids. The record is from RefSeq and is a predicted model, not a curated record. The transcript is spliced from 8 exons. Gene Ontology annotation, molecular function: metalloendopeptidase activity. Gene Ontology annotation, biological process: extracellular matrix organization; proteolysis. NCBI's taxonomy places the organism in Eukaryota, Metazoa, Arthropoda, Insecta, Coleoptera, Nitidulidae. Gene Ontology annotation, cellular component: extracellular matrix.